AUGAGGACGGACAAAUGCGUCUCUGAGGCAGUGCAAACGUUCCGAGAGGCACAGAACCUGCUUCCCACCCUCUACACCCAUCUCUCCGCACUGGAGAACAUCAUGACGCAGAAAGGCGCGCUGGUCGGAGCUGCGCGUCGGCGUGAGCAGUGCUUUGCGAAGGCGCUGCCCGCAUCGCAUUUCCUUUGUAUGGAUACGGGCACGGAAGAACGUACGCUGCCGCAGGCUACAACGGCAGGCCCCAGCUGUGUGCACACCACCUCUCCAGUGAUGACUUCUCCACUGGGUGUACUGGCUGCGUUUUCGGCUUCCACGGUUCACCACCUUGUUGCUCAGCACCAGCGAGACGUGGAGGAGCUCCUCGGGGUCGUCUCCCGCAUCACGCAGCGGUCCUGGUCGCAGAAGGUGGAGCAGCUCAAAUCCAAGAUUGCGCAGCUCGAAAGGGCGAGCGAAGUAGGUGAAACACCUGAACAUCCUCCGUCAGCGGGCGGUAUUGUCGCCGUCUCGUCAACGCCUGCGUCAUCCUCGUACUUUGCCACCGCCUCGGAGCUGUCCGUCGCGCUCUACGGCUUUGCCGCCUGCCUGCUGAAAAUGGGGAAUGUGUUACAGGAAACGAUGCUGGCUCUCCGCAAAGAUGCCAGGCUCUCUCUCAUGGCACACGCCGCUCCCGGUUCAGCAGCUCUGUUGACGUCCACCUCCGCCGACACGGCAAGUCACCUUGCCGCUAUGCUGGCUCGCGAAGACAGGACGAGUGAAGGUAUGUCCUUGCUGCCAAUGCACUCCUCUCACUGUGGGUCCUUGCACGAGGCCACGUCCGCCUCGAGCCCCUUCUCUGGAGCAGCAGGCGUCCAGGCGGCGCCGCUGCAACCAAUGCGGCUCGUGGACGCAGUGGGAAAGCUCAAGUCUUUCUUGGAGGCGCGCUGGAAGAGCUGCUGCGACAGCUACCUCGCUCCCGAAUCGCACCUGCUGCUCGCCCUUGUUUAG
This is a messenger RNA of Leishmania major strain Friedlin, 984 nucleotides long. RefSeq lists its product as hypothetical. NCBI's taxonomy places the organism in Eukaryota, Euglenozoa, Kinetoplastea, Trypanosomatida, Trypanosomatidae. The record is from RefSeq and is a predicted model, not a curated record. The transcript has a single exon. The coding region runs from base 1 to 984 and encodes 327 amino acids.